This is a messenger RNA of Sphenostylis stenocarpa, 216 nucleotides long. NCBI's taxonomy places the organism in Eukaryota, Viridiplantae, Streptophyta, Magnoliopsida, Fabales, Fabaceae. The record is from the annotation of a GenBank genome assembly.
AUGCAGAAGAUAAUGGAAAAAGGUGUUGGCGGGUCUCAAGAGUUAGGCCACCUAAGGUCUUAUUCUUCCACGUCAAGUUCUUUGUCAAGCCAACGCCUUUAUCCGUCACAUGAAAAUCAAUUAGAGGGCAUGAAACAACGCUAUGGUUCACGUUGGGUUGUAAGUUGUUGCGAGAUGCCGCGAAUGGGGGACGGCGUGGAACUUUGGAAGCUGUAA